Messenger RNA from Erpetoichthys calabaricus (reedfish), 1714 nucleotides. It is a transcript of the gene zc3hc1, whose product is annotated as zinc finger, C3HC-type containing 1. NCBI's taxonomy places the organism in Eukaryota, Metazoa, Chordata, Cladistia, Polypteriformes, Polypteridae. Gene Ontology annotation, cellular component: nucleus. Gene Ontology annotation, molecular function: zinc ion binding. The transcript has 10 exons. The coding region runs from base 54 to 1565 and encodes 503 amino acids. The record is from RefSeq and is a predicted model, not a curated record.
GUCCUUUCUUUGCACGGAACCAAAACGCCGAGAUAUCGUUGCAAGGGGAAACAAUGAGCUUAGGACAGAAUAUGGCGGCGCAGAGUGGUUCUUCAGAAACCAGAGAUCUUUCAGGAGAAAAAUUGAAAUCGCCGCAAGUUACUCCGCAGAAAGUUCGACAGAUAUUAGCAGAGUGUAUUGCAACGGAUAACCUUGCUCUGGAUAUUCCGGAACCUGUUGCACAACAGGACUCUGUCAAUGGAAUUGAACUUGCUGCUGGUGACAUUGUGAGCAAAGAAGCCUUUUUCAGCAGAGUGGAAUCAUAUACAUCUUUAAAAUGGGCUGGAAAACCUGCAGAACUUUCUCCACUUCAGUGUGCCAGAUAUGGAUGGAUCAACAUUGACUUUGAAAUGUUAAAAUGCUCGAGCUGUCAGGCCUUUCUUUGUGCAACUCUUCAACCUACACAAGAUAUUGCUAAAUAUAAACAAAGAAUAGAAGAACUGCAAGCUUGUUUAAAAAAGUCCCAUGAGAAAUUCUGCUUCUGGCCAGAUUGCCCAAGUCCAGAUCACUACUGGACUUUGCCUUUAAGUGAAUAUUCAGUGCUACUCAAUGGACUUGUGCAACGUUAUAAAACUUUAUGCCUUUUAGAACUGCAGCUGCCAUCCAUUAAACCUGAAGACCUUAAAAACAUGUCUAUAACUGAAGAUACUAUGAGUAUUCUUUUACACCUUAUUGAGGACAACCUGAAGGAACAAGGGACUGCACCUCUUAAAUUUUUUGCAGAGCCUCUUUCUGUACAGAUGUCAUCAUGUAUCUUGGCUCUUUGUGGUUGGACUACCAGUCAGUCUUUAGAGACAUAUAGGCUACCAGUGAUCAGUUGCUCCUUCUGCUUGAGAAAAGUAGGACUUUGGUCAUUUCAACAAAUUGAGAGUGCUGUUUCUGAAGGUGUGGAUGGUUCAGGUGUUAAUUCUUCAAAUCUGAACAAUCAAGAAGGACGAGAACGGCUGACUCCUACAUCUGCAUCACCAUGUCGGAUGGUUCUCCGUAGUCAAGACUCUGCACGGUCACAAAGUACUGAACAGGGAGACAUUGCUUCUUCACCCACGCUGUUCCGCACCAGGAGCCGUGAUUCACCUAGCCCCAUUGAUGAGACCAGUGGUCAGCUGUUCAGGACAAAGAGGCCGGUCACUCGAAGCAUGGGGCAGGGUGAAGUAGCCAACAUUGCAGCUGAAGUGCCUUCCAGUCCCCAGAGGAAAGCUAAACGUAUGAGACUCUGCUCAUCAAGCAGCUCUGAUACUCCAGCAUCCAGAAGCUUUUUUGACCCAAUCUGUCAGCACAAAGAUUGGUGCCCAUGGCUAAAAGCUGCAAAGGGAACAUCAGCUGUAGUUUCUGCUCAAGGGGAUAUGCCAUCUCUAACAAAAAACACAGAGAAACCUGAACCUGGAUGGAAGGAAGCACUCAAAGUCUUUCUAUCUAUGAAAAAAUCAGAAAGUGUGACUGAUUGCAGUUUACCUGAGGGCCUUCCUGCAAAAUCCAAGAGAGUGUUCACAAUACUCCGUCAAUGGGAUGCACCCUGUUCAAAAUAGUUUUCAUUUAAUAAAUUAAACUGUUCUUGUUUUCAAUUUGAAACUCAAGUUGUUCCUUCUUGUUUUUCUUAUUGUAUGAUUUGUUUUUACUUUUCAUUUUUCUUUUUUUCCAAAGAAAAAGAGAUUAAAUUUGAUACUAUUUAAAUGUA